GCUACCAGUUAAGUCGUCGUCAACAAACAUGGAAGAGGCUAAUGUUCACUCAACUCCUGGGAAAUCCCGAAAAACUGUUCUACAAAGGAAAGCCAGCCGUGCCAAAGAAAAGCUUUUCCAGACGCUAGGCAAGGCGGACAAAACACGCGAUGAGGGCUUUGAGACAUACGUGGGCAACUUCGCCAAGCAGCAGGCAUCAGCUAAUAAUCUUUCGAAGGAAAUCAGGAGAUAUGUCAGCUCAGUCAAAGCCAUGGAGAUGUCUGCCAAGUCUCUCUAUGAUGCACUGGCGGAGGUUCAUGAACCGGAGUGGGUUGAGCAUAAUGUAAUCGAGGAAGCCUCACAGAAAUCACUCGAGAUCUGGGUCGACUACAUGAAGACACUACAAGACAGCGUUGUCGAGCCUAUGACGCAGUACCAGGCCAAGUUUACAGAUGUCAGGUCUCACAGUGAACUAUUGGAAGCGAAGGACUUGUUCGACGAUAUAAACAGUACGAUGUAUGAGCAGCUCCCGGAGCUUUACGAUAGCCGAAUUCAGACCUACGUGCAGCUGUUCCAGGCAAUAUUCAAUGCUGAUACAGCACUUCACGGCCAAUCUGCACAGCUGGUACAGACGCUGCAUCAAGCACUCGGCAAGCUGCAGGUGGAAACUGCCGAGGGAACCUACAACUGCCCUCGCUUCGAGCCCGUCCUUCCACCCACACCAACCACACCUCUCUCGCGUGCCACAACUCCCGCAAGCACUCUCAGGACACCUGUCUUGGUUGGAAAUUCAAACAAAACGCCCGAUGCAGCCAUUGGAGUUUAUGAUGUCGCCAGGCCGGCUAACGGUCCGGAAAACAAUGGACCAUCUACAUCUGUUGGCAUCCCCGACUCGCCGAAAACUCUAACUCUAAUCGCCGAAGCGGGAGGACGAGAGCGGCGAGGUGGCCGUAACCAACGAAGAUGUUAAAGCUGUGGAGUCGCACCCUCCAGCAGACGCUCCGGUUUGCAACGAUUCGGCCGCCGAGGUGGCGGCCGUGAAGCCUGAAAACGAAGAGGAGAAGGAGAAGGUAGACGUAGGGGAGAGUCUGGAGGAGUCCAUCACUGCUACACUGAUGGCCACCAGUCUAACUGAUGAUAAGAAAGCUGCUGAUGACGAUACGCCAGCAGAAGAGCAACAGGGAGCCGUGGUGAACGUUGCCAUGACACCCGAGAACGCAGAGGUCGCAGUGAGCGUGAACCAAGUUGAACAGCCACCACAGAUGGCAGCACCAACACAGAACACAGAGCAGGCUGCAGCAGCAGAGAAUGUUAAGGAGGAUGUGAAACCGCAUGACGGAGUGAAGAUGGAUGUGUGGCAAGAGACGACAGAAGUGACGCACGGUGACACCCAUCAGUCCACGCAGGUGACGGAGACAACUUCUGUCAUGAAGGCAGAGGAAGGUGUCAGCAUGACACAGGAGACGAGGGAGGUCAUCACGAAGGUCAUCACCAACACAGAGGAUCUCGGAGAGAAGGUCGCGGAGAAGGCAGAGGAGAAGGUCGAAGAGGUCACGCAGAAGGUCGAUGAUAUCACGCAGAAGGUCGAUGAUGUCACGCAGAAGGUCGAAGAGGUCAUGCAGAAGGUCGAUGAUGUCACGCAGAAGGUCGAAGAGGUCAUGCAGAAGGUCGAUGAUGUCACGCAGAAGGUCGAAGAGGUCACGCAGAAGGUUGAAGAUGUCACGCAGAAGAAGGUCGAUGACGAAUAUGUUCCACCAGGAACGCUUUACACGAAAGAGGAUAAGCAAACAAAACGUGUGUUGCAGGACGAAGGAUGGCUGAUGGGAGUCGUCAAGUCAUCCCGGAAGAAAGGAGUCUUCCCCGAAAACUUCACCUCUAAGAAGGUGUAAGUGCUGACGAUGCGUGGACGACGCCGGCGGAAGACACUGCUGGCGGCCCUGCAUCUUGUAAAGAACUAUCUUAACCUCUUGGAAACAUGGAGAAGAGACACGAAGAAGCUCCUGCGUCCAGCUCAUUUUUAUCCACCUCCUGGUGUCUCUCAAGUGCAGAGAAGCCGUUUGAGUAUUACCGUUGUAGACUGGUCCCUCUAGCCGUCUAAAAUUGAGAGGCUGGUCUCUUCACUCUUGCCAUGUGGCGACAGAAAGAGAGGUCUUGCAUACCCCUGCCCCUCGCCACACCUCAGUAUAGUGCAGCUAUUUCGGGAGUCGACUAACCCCCUCCUCCCAACCAACCGCAUAUAUAUGUUGAUAUUUAACAUUCUCAUGCAGUUUUACAAGCCGCAUAAGAUUGAUACGUAAUUUGUGUAGUAAUUAGAUUAGGUAUCGAAAGCCGUCCAUGUUUACAGCACGACCAAAUCGGACAGCACCGAAGCAGCGGCGAGGCUCUGUCCACAACUGUCGCACUGUGAGUCUGUGACUGUAAUACUGCUGUCGAGCAAUGAUUGAGAAGAUAACUUCAGCUAUUAUCGUUCUCUUGGUUCCUCUGACGUUCAGUCGCUGUUUGUGAAAGUGGUUGCAUGCCUGGUCGACUUUCAGUACUUGAUGGUCGUUCGAAAUGAUUCAUUAUUGCAUACAUAUUGCUUUUAUUGUGUUGACGAUUUAUAGACAAAGCUAAAGAAUGAAUUGUGUAGCAGAUAUUUUACGGUCAAAUAAUAGGAUACCAUGUAAACAUGAAAUUAUAAGGAUAAUUUAGGGUGUAGAAAACUAAAGCAAACAUAUAGUGGUAAUCGGGAUAUUGUAGGCAAUAUUUUAAAAGUAAUAUAUUGGUCAGUUAUCGUUUGAUCGUUUACAAUUGCAACUGAUUAAUACUGGUCGUACCAGCUAGCAUAAUUACACAUCUGUCUUGAGAACUAUUUCAGAAGUGUGUAAAUGCAUAUUUAUAAUAAAUACUUAGAUUCGUGUGGUUUUGUUUUGUACAGAGGGCAGCAUUGGUACAAACAAGAAAAAUUAGAGCAGAGAAUGUAAGUUCAUUAUUGAUGAACGAAUUGAUCUUCCCUACAGUCGCGGUGAACGUUGUCUAUAAAGUGAUUAAAUAAUUAGUUAUUAAAUUGAUUAUUUCAAAUCAUGACGUAAUGACGGAUUCUCGUAAAUUUCAGCCAUAUUGCUGUUAUGUGUUCGGGUUUUUUAACGGGUUUUAUUCUAAAUCGAAAUUGAUCAGCUGGCAAAUCUUUCACGAGACGAAGAUGGAAAUGGAGCGCAAUUGAAUAGGCGGAUGUAAAUGGCGAGGAAGCAUACAUGUUCUGCUCUACUCUUUCUUGCUCUCUUGUUGAGCAUAUUGUUUUGUGUGUAAAUUUUUCCGGCAAGAUAUAUGUGUCCGAUGAACUGGAAAUGAAAAUAAGUGACUUAUGAAAUGCUGGCGUGGAGAGAAGUGUUGCACAGCCCAACCCGUGUCCGUUUUAGCCGUAGCUCUACCAUCACAGCCAUUCUCCCCCACACACCAGCUUGUGAUGAGACGAACGGUUGUAUAUAGUAGAGAUUCAUUAACCUGGCUUGAUCCUCCGUGGUUCCAGCAUCUUAACAUUGAUGUACACACAGCAGCAUAGACGGAUGUCGUCCGCUUCUCUCUCUCUCACGCUUGCUUGCUAAUGGUGACGUUCGAUGCUGUGAUUAGUCAGCCGUUAAUCUUACAAGCGUUAAUCUUACAAGCGUUAAUCUUACAGGCGUUAAUCUUACAAGCGUUAAUCUUACAGCCGUUAAUCUUGCAAUCGUUAAUCUUACAAGCCAUGUCGUAGCGUGUGUGUAGCGAUCGUUCGUGUGUCUGUACGCGUCAGCCGUCUUUCUAUAUAUAUAUGCAUAUAUAUCAUCAUCAUCUCCGUGGUUUUUCUAGUUGCUCGUUGUGUACUGCAUAUGUCCGUCCGUCUGUGUGCGUGCGUGCGCGCGUGCGUGCGUGCGCGCGUGCGUGCGUGCGACGAGGUGAACGCGUGCGCGCACCACGACCACCAGUGACACGUUGAGACAGAGCGCAGCCGCUUUUUGACAGGUUUACUUCAGACCACGUUGGGUUGUUCUUUGAGGCAUGCAUGCGUAGACGAUAAUAUAGGUCAGUGGCUUUGUGUGUGUGCGCGUGUUCUCAGAAGAUCUAUGUGUUGUCAGUGUGUAUAGAUGGAAGCUGGUCCUCACCGUUUGUUUCCCACCCGCCUGCUGUCAGACCCGAUGUUAACGAUUGCUGUGCGUGGCGUCAGUCUAUAUGUGAAGUCGUUAUCGGUGUGCUGAUGGCAUGAAAUCAGGAGUGUCAUGAAAUCAGGAGUGUCAUGAUAUAGAUAUAUAUAUAUAUUAUGACAAGAGCUAAUAAUAUAUUGUGUAAUACAUAAUACAUGUAUUAUUAUCUCUCGAUUAUGAUUAUAUUAAAUGACACUAUGAUACUAUAAUUGUGACGUAUCUAUGUUAUGACGCGCCUGAUAAAAUGACUUUCGGAGAAAGGGUUGUGAAGAAAUGGUUUCAGUGAGUAUCAAUCUGUGUGGCAGGCGACUUUUCCGCGCUGCCCGCAGUUAGAGAGAGAGGGAGGACCUGCUUGUGUGUUGAUGGAUAUACAUGCAGCGAGUUCGCCACCAGACUAACCAUGUCUUGUUGGAAGCUACGUUUUUAUUUCAACUAGCGGUUUGUAGGUGUGAAGUGUAUAAAAACGCGCUGGAGCUUGCUGUCCGUCCGUCUUAGGCGUGAUUACUGAAUGUCGGUGACCAAGUAACGCGUAUGUGCAAGAGUUUUAAUUGGCUAUAUCGCAUUGGAUCCGUAUUGGAACAACGGGAUUCGGUGGUGAUUGCUUGUGGGGGUACUAAAGAGUUAGCAGCAGUAAUGUAUAGCAAUUAAAAUAGUGUUUAUAUAAUUAUAACGACGCGAUAUUCAGCGCUUAGCUAGCUUCUACAUUUUGUUGCAUGUUGUUGGUUUGCUUAGACGAGAGUGCAUGGCCCUUUCCUCAAAUCAUGUUAACAGUUUUUAAGUAAGUAUACACAUAUAUAUAUCUAUAGAGCACUCGCGUUGCUGGGGUCUAACAGGCGUAGUCUUUUUUUAAUAGAUAGAUUUUAAUCGAGGUGUGCUGUACAGUGUGUGUGCUAUGAGCAUUUAUUGUGUUUUCGGAGUUUUUAUCGUAGGGACCUGCUCUGUGUGAAAGCGUAGUGCGCUUGCAAACGUGCCCGCGUAUAUAAGCGUUACUUCUGACGUAGUGUUUGUUGGUGUUGCUGCCAGUUUUGAAUCGUUCACGAGUUUUUAUAAAUAUUAGGGAGAGGAAACAACGCGAACAGGUUUCUGGCAUUCGAUACGACAGUUUCGAUAUUGAUUAUUAUUUCGAUACGAAUGAUACAAGCGGUACAUGCAAAAAUUCGUACAUAAAACUUUCAUUUAAAUUCAUGUAACGCAUUAGCAUAAGUCGAGAAACAUACUACCGGUUUCCGUGCUGGAAAGUAUAGGUCACACGGAUUUUAGAGGAAUGUAAAACAGAAUGGAACUAAUAAACGCCCCUGCUGGAUCCCA
Priapulus caudatus is the source of this 5444-nucleotide messenger RNA. Its product is annotated as bridging integrator 2-like. The record is from RefSeq and is a predicted model, not a curated record. Gene Ontology annotation, cellular component: plasma membrane; cytoplasm. Gene Ontology annotation, molecular function: phospholipid binding; protein binding. Lineage: Eukaryota; Metazoa; Priapulida; Priapulimorpha; Priapulimorphida; Priapulidae.